This is a messenger RNA of Brettanomyces bruxellensis, 948 nucleotides long. RefSeq names its product SUN protein uth1 (gene UTH1). Bases 1 to 948 code for a protein of 315 amino acids. The transcript has a single exon. The record is from RefSeq and is a predicted model, not a curated record. Lineage: Eukaryota; Fungi; Ascomycota; Pichiomycetes; Pichiales; Pichiaceae. Gene Ontology annotation, biological process: fungal-type cell wall organization. Gene Ontology annotation, cellular component: fungal-type cell wall; cell surface.
AUGAAGCUUUUAAAUAUUUUCUCAUCACUUCUAUUGGUGGCAUGCGCCUACGCGGCUCCCGUUUCAAAGAGCACACAGAAGCACAAACACUCUCCACACAGCAGCGAGAAAUCGGUGUCAGUCAAGAAAAUAGUUUCCGGUGAUUUGGAUGCAUACGAGUCGCCCUCUGGAAGUUUCGAAGAUGGAAAGAUUGCUUGCUCUGAUUUCCCUAGUGGAAACGGUGUUAUUUCUCUAAGUUGGUUAGGACUUGGUGGAUGGGCUUCAAUUAUGGAUGCCAAUGGAGACACAUCAUCUUCUUGUGAAGAUGGUGAGUACUGCUCUUAUGCAUGCCAACCAGGUAUGGCUAAGACUCAAUGGCCUUCAGACCAACCAAGCGAUGGUAGAUCAGUUGGUGGCUUGUAUUGCAAGGGUGGAUAUUUGUACAGAACCAACACCGAUGCCGACAAUCUUUGUGCAUGGGGAGAGAACUCAACUACUGUGAAAUCUUCUCUAGAUAAGGAUGUGGCAAUUUGCCAGACUGAUUAUCCAGGUUCGGAAAACAUGGUUGUUCCUACUGUUCUUGAAGCUGGCUCGUCAUCGCCACUAACAACUAUCGAUGAAGAUACAUAUUAUCAAUGGCAAGGAAAAAAGACAUCGGCUCAAUUCUAUGUUAACAACGCCGGCGUUUCCGUCGACAAUGGUUGCAUUUGGGGUUCUGCCUCCAAAGGUGUUGGAAAUUAUGCCCCUCUCGUUAUUGGCGCUGGUUACACCGACGGAAAGGCAUACAUUUCUUUGAUACCAAACCCAAACAAUAAGAACUCGGCUAAUUUCAAUGUAGAAAUCACCGCGGCCGACGGAUCAGAGGUUGAUGGUGAAUGCUCAUAUUCCGAUGGUUCAUUUUCUGGGGACAGUGACGAUGGUUGUACUGUUACCGUUGUUUCUGGUAGCGCUGUUAUAACCUUUAGUUAG